AGAAGGCGGACAUGAUUUUCAUUGAGGUUUAGGUUGCUCACUGAUUGCAAGCUGCGGUUGGAUGUUCUCACGUUGAUGGUUUCAAGGGGAGUAGUUGUAGUCUUCCCGGAGAGUAAAACUGUCCUGGGACAACCAUUGGAAUUAUCGUAGACUUUGUAGAAGAGCCAAAAAGAGGGAGAACUUUAGAAUUAGACGGCAUUUCUUGGAUUCCUGGAUUGCGAACUCACAUUUCACGAUGCCGGUCUUUCACACAAAGACGAUAGAAAGUAUCCUAGAGCCAGUGGCUCAGCAGAUAUCCCAUCUGGUGAUAAUGCACGAAGAAGGUGAAGUUGACGGAAAAGCUAUUCCAGAUCUCACGGCUCCCGUGGCUGCUGUUCAGGCGGCUGUCAGCAAUCUUGUUCGGGUGGGGAAGGAGACUGUCCAGACCACAGAGGACCAGGUUAUGAAAAGGGACAUGCCACCAGCGUUCAUCAAGGUGGAGAACGCCUGCACCAAGCUGGUCCAGGCUGCGUCCAUGCUAAAAGCCGACCCCUACUCCGUCCCCGCCCGCGAUUACCUUAUCGACGGCUCCCGGGGCAUCCUGUCCGGAACAUCCGACCUGCUCCUGACCUUUGACGAGGCUGAGGUCCGCAAAAUCAUCCGCGUGUGCAAGGGCAUCCUGGAGUACCUGACCGUGGCUGAGGUGGUGGAAUCCAUGGAGGAUCUCAUCACGUACACCAAGAACCUGGGUCCAGGGAUGACGAAGAUGGCGAAGAUGAUCGACGAGCGGCAGCAGGAGUUGACCCACCAGGAGCACCGCGUCAUGCUGGUCAACUCCAUGAACACCGUCAAGGAGCUGCUUCCUGUUCUCAUCUCAGGAAUCAAGAUCUUCGUGACCACCAAGACAUCCCAGAGCCACGGGGUUGAGGAGUCGCUGAAGAACCGCAACUUCACCUUCGAGAAGAUGUCCGCCGAAAUCAACGAGAUCAUCCGGGUGCUGCAGCUCACUUCCUGGGACGAGGAUGCCUGGGCCAAUAAGGACACUGAGGCCAUGAAGAGGGCUCUUGCUCUGAUCGACUCCAAGAUAACUCAGGCCAAGAACUGGCUCAGGGACCCCAACGCCCAAGCAGGGGAUGCUGGGGAGCAGGCCAUCCGCCAGAUCCUGGACGAGGCUGGGAAGGUCGGUGAGCUGUGUGCAGGGAAGGAACGCAGAGACAUCCUGGGCACAGCCAAGACCCUGGGCCAGAUGACCGACCAGGUGUCUGAGACCAGAGCCAGAGGUCAGGGGACGUCUCCGGCCGCCAUGCAGAAGGCCCAGCAGGUGUCCCAGGGUCUGGACGUGCUCACGGGAAAGGUGGAGAACGCCGCCCGCAAACUGGAGGCCAUGACCAACUCCAAACAGGCCAUCGCCAAGAGAAUCGACGCCGCGCAGAACUGGCUGGCGGAUCCCAACGGUGGUCCGGAGGGAGAGGAGAACAUCAAGGGCCUUCUGACUGAGGCCAGGAAGAUCGCUGACAUGUGUGAGGACCCCAAGGAGAGGGAAGACAUCCUGCGCUCCAUCGGAGAGAUAGCCGCCCUCACGGCUAAGCUCUCUGAGCUAAGGAGACAGGGCAAAGGUGAUACGCCAGAGGCGAGGGCUUUGGCCAAGCAGAUUGCCACGGCCCUGCAGAACCUGCAGUCCAAGACCAGCAAGGCGGUGGCCAACAGCAGACCUGCUAAAGCAGCCGUCCACCUGGAGGGGAAGAUAGAGCAGGCGCAGCGCUGGAUAGACAACCCCACUGUAGACGACAGUGGAGUGGGCCAGGCAGCUAUCCGGGGGCUGGUAGCGGAGGGCCGCAGGUUGGCUAACGCCCUGCCCGGCCCAUACCGCCAGGAGAUGCUUGGGAGGUGUGAGCUGGUGGAGCAGCUGAUGGCCCAGCUAGCAGACCUGGCUGCCCGGGGCGAGGGAGACUCCCCGCAGGCACGGGCCGUGGCUCAACAGCUCCAGGAGGCCUUGAAAGACCUCAAAGGCAAAAUGCAGGAGGCCAUGACCCAGGAAGUGUCUGAUAUCUUUAGCGACACGACGACGCCCAUCAAACUACUGGCUGUAGCUGCCACGGCCCCCCAUGAUGCGCCCAACAGGGAUGAGGUAUUUGAUGAGAGGGCUGCCAACUUUGAGAACCACGCUAACAAGCUUGGAGCCACUGCAGAGAAGGCUGCUGCCGUGGGAACAGCCAAUAGGAGCACAGUGGAGGGGAUCCAGGCGUCUGUCAAGUCAACAAGAGACUUGACACCACAGGUUGUCUCCGCUGCUCGUAUUCUAUUGAGAAACCCUGGCAACCAAGCUGCGUAUGAGCACUUUGAGACCAUGAAGAACCAGUGGAUCGAUAAUGUUGAGAAGAUGACAGGUUUGGUGGAUGAGGCCAUUGACACCAAGUCCCUGUUGGACGCCUCAGAGGACGCCAUCAAGAAGGACCUGGACAAAUGCCGCGUGGCCAUGGCUAACCACCAGCCCCAGAUGCUGGUAGCCGGUGCCACUAGCAUCGCCCGCCGUGCCAACCGCAUCCUGCUGGUGGCCAAACGGGAGGUGGAGAACUCCGAAGACCCCAAGUUCAGGGAGGUUGUGAAGGCCGCCUCUGAUGAGCUGAGCAGGACCAUCUCUCCCAUGGUGAUGAACGCCAAGGCUGUGGCCGGGAACAUCCAGGAUCCAAGUCUGCAGAAAGGCUUCCUGGACUCGGGCUACACCAUCCUGGGUGCCGUGGCCAAGGUGAGGGAGGCCUUCCAGCCCCAGGAACCUGACUUCCCACCUCCUCCUCCAGACCUAGAGCAGCUUCAGGUCAACGACGAGCCCGCCCCACCCAAGCCGCCUCUUCCCGAGGGUGAGGUCCCCCCUCCACGACCCCCUCCUCCAGAGGAGAAGGACGAGGAGUUCCCGGAGCAGAAGGCCGGGGAGGUGGUGAGCGAGGCCAUGAUGGUGGCUGCCAGGCAGCUUCACGAAGAGGCUCGCAAAUGGUCCAGCAAGGGUAACGACAUCAUUGGGGCAGCCAAGCGCAUGGCCUUGCUCAUGGCGGAGAUGUCGCGCCUGGUGCGUGGCGGCAGUGGAAACAAACGCGCCCUCAUCCAGUGUGCCAAGGACAUCGCCAAGGCGUCUGAUGAGGUCACACGACUGGCCAAGGAGGUGGCUAAGCAGUGCACCGACAAGCGCAUCCGGACCAACUUGCUCCAGGUGUGCGAGCGCAUCCCUACCAUAAGUACCCAGCUCAAGAUCCUGUCCACAGUGAAGGCUACCAUGUUGGGUCGUACCAACAUCAGCGAGGAGGAGUCCGAGCAGGCUACAGAGAUGUUGGUCCACAACGCCCAGAACCUGAUGCAGUCUGUGAAGGAGACAGUCCGGGAGGCUGAAGCAGCUUCCAUUAAGAUCCGCACGGAUGCUGGCUUCACCCUCCACUGGAUCAGGAAGACCCCUUGGUACCAGUAAGGCGGUUUACUCUCUGCUGAUGAAGGCACAGCCUGACGCACGUGCAAAGCGAAGUUUGAACAGUAGAUUGACGGACACGUAGAUAAUAAUUCCAGUCUGUAGUGUCAGCAUCCCCUCAUACGCAAUUUGGGUCAAAGGAGUGAAUACACUAUUUACUAAGUGACCCCACACCCUGUCUAUAAAUCGAGGCAGCCCAAGUAGAUUUUUAAAGAAGGGACUACCCAAUGCAACUUCCAAUUAUUUAGUUUCUUAUUGGGGAAAAUGUGUUUUCUAAUGUGUGUAAAGAAUGUGUUUUUAGAGCUUAUUGUGACAAAUACCAGGUAUAUAUAUAUAUAUAUUUUGAUUGACAGGUUUUUCAUAUCAAGAAGGGUUGAUGAUUGUUGGUCACUUCUAGACUUGGCCCGUGCUGAGAAUAUCUCUGUUAAAUUUGACUAUUAAGAUUUUCUUGGAAGAUGUCGUUUUAUGUCUUUGUACUGGUCCUUGAUGUCAUAUUCUGCAAUCAUUCACCGUUGCUAGAAUGGGCUUAUCUACUCAAAAGGAGUUUCUUCAAGUAUAUGCUAAGAUCUACACGCAAAAUGUAUUCACCAAUAUCAUGUCUAUUUACACAAUGCCAUGUUUCAGAAACUGAAAACACUGUUAGCCUCUUGGUUUAUAUUUUAGUGAAAUGGUUUUGUAGUAUGCUGCCAAAGAGUUUAAUCCACAAUUAACUUUGCAAUAUGGUUUCUUAUUUUGAUUAUGCUAUAUCAGAACUCAUAGGCUAAUGUAAGGGCUAGCUAAUCGUACACGAGUAUAUUUGAUAGUGAAACUUCUCCCAGCAAAUCAUCUUCCAACAUUUUUACAAUGUUGCCAAGAGAUUACAUGUAAACGAUACAGAUAACAUGAGGCUAAGUUAGCCUGGUGCUUUAAAUGACAACUCAUCUGUGAAACAGCAAGCUAGACCAGACUUUGUUUUACCUGAAUACUGUCUCAUUGUGAUGUGCUAAACCAAUGUUGAGAUGAAUACCGUAAGGCUUUUAAGGUUACGUUUAGGCAAUGUGGUAAAUGGUUCAACAGAAUGUUGUUUUCUAUAUGUUAAUCUGAUCUCAAACACGUGUAUUUUGCAUCUAGAACAUACACUAAACAUAAUGUAGCACAAAGUUGGUACAAUAUGCAAUCUAAAAAUGUCUGUUGUGUGUUUGAGUAAGAACAGAAGUUUGAAUGUGUGUAUGAUAUUACGACCCUAUAAAAACAUCUGAUGUGCCUUUGGAGAAAAUACUUUAAAUACAUUUUGUUUUUCCAUUUACAGAAAAUGAUGUUUUGUAUCUUGUACAAGUUGCAUCAUGAUUUUGUCCAGAAACAUGUUUGUUAUAUUUAAUAUGAUUCUUAGGCAAGUGACGUUACCUGCUUCUUUCAGUCUUUUGGACUAAGUCAAACCCUGCUUCUUGGCAUUAUUCACAUUUUGUAAUAAAGCAUUUUAUAACACCAA
Molecule: messenger RNA, 4901 nt
Organism: Hypomesus transpacificus
Lineage: Eukaryota; Metazoa; Chordata; Actinopteri; Osmeriformes; Osmeridae
Gene: vclb
Product: vinculin b
Exons: 21
Coding region: 236-3436 (1066 amino acids)
Biological process (GO): cell adhesion
Cellular component (GO): actin cytoskeleton
Molecular function (GO): actin filament binding; structural molecule activity
Source: RefSeq, a predicted model, not a curated record